AUGCCGACAACCAUAACAGCAAAAGAAAAUUACUUGUACAAAUCGAAGCUUCCGGAUAUCAACAUUCCUCAUCAUCUACCUCUGCAUGACUAUCUCUUUGAGAGAUUAGCAGAGGUGAGAGACAGGCCAUUUCUGAUCGAUGCAGCGACUGGAAAAACAUACACCCAUGGAGAACUUCACACCAUUUCACGAAAAGUGCCUGCUGGUUUGGCCAAUCUGGGACUGCAAAGAGGCGAAGUUGUACUGCUUCUCCUGCCCAACUGCCCAGAAUUUGCAUUCGUCUUCUUGGGAGCCUCUAUGAGAGGCGCCAUUGCCUGCACUGCCAAUCCUUUCUACACUCCCUCCGAGAUCUCUCGCCAGCUUAAAUCUUGCGGCGCCCGUGUGAUCGUUACUGAAGCUGCCUGCGUAGCAAAGCUCAGAGACGAAAAUUUGGUGGUUAUCACCAUCGACAGUCCGCCGCCGGGAUGUCUGCAUUUUUCUGUUCUGAGCGAAGCGAAUGAAAAAGGGGAGUUUUUGCAGUGUGGUGAAGAUGAUGUGGUAGCGUUGCUCUACUCAUCGGGCACCACGGGGCUCCCAAAGGGUGUCAUGAUAACUCAUAACAACCUUGUUUGCAGCGUUGCUCAGCAGAUGGACGGGGAGAAUCCUAAUUGUUACUUGCAUGGUGGGGACGUUCUUCUCUGCCGGUUGCCUCUCUUUCAUGUUUAUGCCCUCAAUAGUAUAUUUCUUUGCUCGCUCAGAGCUGGCGCUGCAAUUCUCAUUGUGCGUAAGUUCAAUGGUGUCGGUGAUUUAAUGGAGAAAAUAGAGAGGUUCAGGAUCACCAUUGCUCCGCUUGUGCCUCCCAUUAUCUCGGAAAUAGUGAAAGCGUCUUCCGUUGUUUCUAGAUACAAUACAUCGUCGCUCAGAAUUAUCGUCUCGGGUGGUUCUCCCAUUGUUGAAAAAGGAGUCCAAGGAAGAUUGAAAUAUCUAUUCCCCAACGCUGUGUUUCGUGAGGCUUAUGGUAUGACGGAAGCCCAAGUGCUGGCAACGAAUUUGGCUUUUGCCAAGUUUCCAUUUGAAACAAAGACGGGAGCAUGUGGGUCUGUUGUUCGAAACGCUGAAAUGAAAAUAAUUGAUAUAAAAACUGGUGUCUCUCUACCCCACAAUCACACCGGCGAAAUCUGCAUCCGUGGACCCCAAGUUAUGAAAGGCUAUCUGAAUGACCCCGAAGCUACAGCCAAAACUAUUGACAAGGAUGGGUGGCUACACACUGGCGACAUUGGCUUUAUUGACACCAAUCAAGAAAUUUUCAUUGUCGAUCGAAUUAAAGAGCUUAUUAAAUGCAAGGGAUUCCAGGUGGCACCUGCUGAGCUGGAAGCCUUACUGUUGAGUAAUCUGGGAAUAGCUGAUGCAGCCGUGACUGGAGAGAAAGAGCAAGUGAGAGGAGAGGUGCCUGUGGCAUUCGUUGUGAGAUCUGCAGGAAGCGAAAUAAAUGAGCAAGAAAUACGAGAGUUUGUAGGAAAAAGAGUUGUGUUCUACAAAAGAAUUCGUAAGGUUUAUUUUGUCCCUCAAAUUCCCAGAUCUCCUUCGGGCAAGAUAUUGCGCAAAAGUUUAAUGGCAGCAUUAUAA
Cryptomeria japonica (Japanese cedar) is the source of this 1605-nucleotide messenger RNA. RefSeq names its product 4-coumarate--CoA ligase-like. The transcript has 6 exons. The record is from RefSeq and is a predicted model, not a curated record. Gene Ontology annotation, molecular function: CoA-ligase activity. NCBI's taxonomy places the organism in Eukaryota, Viridiplantae, Streptophyta, Pinopsida, Cupressales, Cupressaceae. The coding region runs from base 1 to 1605 and encodes 534 amino acids.